Messenger RNA from Encephalitozoon romaleae SJ-2008, 1038 nucleotides. RefSeq names its product pseudouridine synthase 2. Gene Ontology annotation, cellular component: nucleus. Bases 1 to 1038 code for a protein of 345 amino acids. Lineage: Eukaryota; Fungi; Microsporidia; Unikaryonidae. The transcript has a single exon. The record is from RefSeq and is a predicted model, not a curated record. Gene Ontology annotation, biological process: tRNA pseudouridine synthesis; mRNA pseudouridine synthesis. Gene Ontology annotation, molecular function: pseudouridine synthase activity; RNA binding.
AUGAAGAUCAGGGCAGGACUACUGGUGGGCUACGACGGAAGUAGAUACCAUGGGCUUCAGUUUAACAAAGAGUUGGACACAAUUGAGAAGAGGGUUGUGGAAUGUCUGCUUCAAGUGGAGGCUAUUAGUGAAAGAAACGCAGACGACCCGAAGAAAAUCCAUAUCAAAUCGUCCUCAAGGACCGACAAAGGCGUUCAUGCUGCGCUCAAUCUCAUUUCUGUGAAGAUAGAGAUUUGCAUCACUUCAGAGUUAGUUUCCAGGCUUAGGACACUGCUUGCAAAGGAGGGGAUUCAUCUAUAUAACAUUGUGCGGCUUACAAAAAGUACUGUUCCCUCUAGGCAGGCAAUCUCGAGGACUUAUGAAUACAUUGUCCCAACAUUCUUUCUUACAAAAGGAGAUCUCACCGAAGAAGCAGAGGCACUGAAGCAGAAGGAUGGAGAGCACAGGAUCAGGGAUACAAAGAGAGAUUAUCCGGAGAAUAUAGUGGAGAGUGUAGUUGGACACAAGUCCUCUGAGGAUGACAUCAAGGCCUUUGGUUCCAUUCUUCAGAAGUACAUAGGAACUAAAGAUUUCCAUAACUUCACUAAGCUUAACAAUGAGAAAGGCUCCAAGAGAUACAUCAAGUCCAUCACGGUUACAGACCCAUAUGUGAGUGAAGGAGUGGAGUAUGUGAGGAUAUCAAUCACUGGGCAAAGCUUUUUACUCCAUCAAAUCAGGAAAAUGGUACUUUUUGCUGUUUUAUUGUGUAAGUACUCCAGGAGUUCCGUAGAUCCAAAGUUCAACAUGGUAUUCAGCAAGCAGAAUGUCCAUGUCCCAAAAGGCCCAUCGGGGUAUCUUCUCCUUGACAAGCCUGUGUUCCAUAAACUAAGAAGGGGGGAGGGCUCCACCGAGGACAUAGGCGUCAGCGACAGUCACCGAGAGGAGUAUAAAAGAAAUGUUAUAUACCCGAGAAUUCAUCAAAGAAAGAACCUCAUUGGGUUCUUUGCUUGUCUGGACUCUGUAAGGUUUCACAAGGAGAAUAUAGGAUUUAUUGAAUAG